CUGGCAGACUGUGCUUUAGGUUUCAUCUGCAGCCACUACAGCAGCAACCAGCCAGAACCAGAGAUCCACUUUGGACUUCCUCUCUUUCUGGGCUUCCAUCUGUAAAAGCCUGUUUCUCUGUGGCUGCAGCAUGCUUUCAGGAGCCUGUUGACCAGACAGGAUGUCGUCAGACCUCUACCUCAGCGAUGGUCAGUCAGAGAGGGGGUUCGUCCCCUUGGACAUCGACAAUGUCCAGAUUCUGCUGCAGGUGGAACAGGAGCAGAUCCAGAAGAGAACCUUCACCAACUGGAUCAAUGCUCAGCUGGCAAAGCGGAGGCCGCCAUCUAAGAUUAGAGACCUGUUCCAUGAUUUCCGUGAUGGCUCUAAGCUGCUGGAUCUACUGGAGGUGAUGAGCGGUCAGCGCAUCAAUCGGGACAAAGGACGAGGGAUGUUUCAGAGCAGGAGCAACAUUGAGAAAGCACUUUCCUUUCUGAAGAAAAAAUCGGUCAAACUGGUCAACAUAAACAUUCCUGACAUCAUUGAAGGUAAACCCUCCAUCAUUCUGGGCCUCAUAUGGACCAUCAUCCUUCAGUAUCAUAUCGAGGAGCUGGCCAGCUGCCUCUCCUUUGAUUCCCGCCAGUCGUCCAUGGAGUCUUUGGCCAGUUUGGACACUCGCUCCACGCUCUCCAGCCGCUCGGCCAGCAGCAGCCCUGUUCCUGCUAAAGGCUCUCCUCUACACAGUCGCUUUAGGGUUUCUGCAAAGAAAGCUCUGCUGCUCUGGGUGCGGGAGCAGUGCCACAGAGCUGGCUGCUCACUGAGCAUAAAGGACUUCAAGGCAAGCUGGAGGAGCGGCGUCUUGUUUCUCGCCAUCCUGAAUGCUCUCAGACCCAACCUGGUCAAUCUGUCCAAAGCCAGAACCAGGACCAACAAGCAGAACCUGGAGGAGGCCUUCCACAUGGCAGAGAUGGAGCUAAAGAUUCCUAGACUCUUGGACCCCGAUGAUGUAGAUGUCAGAGAUCCAGAUGAGAAGUCCAUCAUGACCUACGUGGCUCAGUUCCUGCAGUACUCCAGAGACGUGCCGGCCCAAGAGGAGGAGAUGCAGACACAGAUCUUGACUCCUCCUAAAAGCCCUUCACCUGUCAGCCUGCCUGUUCACUACACUCCUGCUAUUUCUGCUUCACCUCUUCGGCAGGCGACGCCGGAUCGAAAGGCGCAGGAAGUGACCUGCUGGCUUCUUCAGGCCUAUGAUGAGCUGUUGGAAGGAUGGGACUCCACAGAAGGAGAAAGCUACUCUGAGCGAUACCACGUUUUCCAGACCUUCCUGGUGUCUUUCAAUGAGCAGCGCCGGCCCAUCAUGCCCUUACUGACCUCCAUGAAACGAGCCCCAAAGCUGAGCGAGCAGCAGCAGGCUCUGAGGGAAGCCUGGGAAUCCCUCAAUCAAAAGCUGCAAGAAUACAAAGCUGAGUUAGACCGGAGUCUCCCGGCCCCCCUGGACACCAUAGCUCAGUGGUUGGUUAAAGCAGAAGGAGCUUUGGCGGAAGAACAGGGGGAGCCCCCAGAUCACGGCCGUGCCGCUGAUGAAGCCAGAGAGAAACAAGAGCUGCUCAAGAUCUGUUUGGAGGAGAUGCCGCAGCAGCUGAAAGUCUUCCAGUCCUUCCCAAACCUCAACGAGUUUGGAAACACAAUGGUUCCAUCAGAAAAGAUGGAUGAGCUGAAGAGAAGAUUCACCAGUGUGCGAGUGUCUGCUAAGUACCAUGGAAUCAAGCUGGAGUACAGAGAGAACCGACACACAGUUCUGGAUCUGCUGGGACAGAUCAGAUCCAAACUCUGCAUGUGGAGGAAACCCUACAUUUCUCCAGAGGCUGUCAGAGUUCUGCUACAAGAAUGGCAUGAAAUAAACAAACAGGAACUGCCAUCUGUGCUGGAAGCUGCCCUUCAGAAGCUGAAACACAUUGCAGAGAAAUAUUCCAGUAAAUCUGCCCUUGCUGCAGAUUACCACCGUGUCAGUCAGCAGGUGAAGCAGCUUGAGGAGAACACUGCUGCGGUUCUGGAGGAGAUUUCCUCAGCCAGGAUCAGGAUGAGCCGGGUCCUGUCCGCCUGGGACUCUUACAAUGACUGCCAGAGCUCCAUUCAGGCGUGGCUUGAACAGGGCUCUGUGACUCCCAGCCAUGGACACUCAUGGAUGGCUUCUCAACGGGUGACGUCUGAGUCCAUGAGUGAGUGGGGCUCCAGGCAUGCCCAUUUAAAUGAGGUGAGCCAGUUCCUGAUGGAGUGCACAGACCCUCAGACCAGCAGAGCUCUGGCUGAGGAGCGGCGGAAACUCAACAAGCACUGGGCAGAGUUUGUCGAAAGAACCAAUCUGGAAAACUCAACAGAGCGGAGUGCUGAUGUCACAGCUAGCACCUCCCAGGACCUCCAGCAUUUGGUCAGAGAGGCCACUCUGAUUCUUAAAGAGCCUCUGGAAGCAAUGGCGGGUCCUUUAAGAGUGUACAGGAAACGGCUACAGUUCACAAUAAGAAAGAUAAAGGAAGUAAAUCUUGGUACCCUUGAGCCAUCUGCAGAGUGUCCACCUGAUCAGCUACAGAAACUCCGGCUUGCUAUUCCUGAAGUAAUGCAAACCCUGUUUGAAGCUGAAAAGGUUUGUGCUGAGCUCCAGCAUAGUGUCACUGGGUUGGACACCAGACUAGCUGAACUCCUUCUCUGGGAAAUCGAGGCCAGGGAGCUGUACUCAGUGCUGAGAGCCACAGAUCGACAACAAUCAGUACAAGGCCAGGACCCACGAGCCAGGAUCAUCAUUUCCCGUGGUCUUCAACUAGAGGGCCAGGUGGUCACAGAGGAGCAGGACCUACAGGUUAUCGUUAUGACUAGUCAGAAAACCACCCCCAUCCAAUACCUUCAUGCAUCUGCUAUGCAGAAACGGGUCCAAACUGCCGUUUCCCAGUCCCAGGAAGCUAUCGGUUUGCUCAGUAGCCUGGGUUCAAGGAGAGACAGAAGCAGAAGCCCUCCUGAAGCUGUCCAACCAUCAAAUGUCUUCAUCCAGGCUAAAGCUACACCUCAACACCUGAGAGAGUCAGAGACUGCACUGCCAACUCAUCAGUCAGAGAUGAACGUCAUCUCACAUUGGAGUCAGGAAACCUUUGUGCCAAAGAUAGUAGUGCAAGAAAGCAGAGAAGAAAAGAUGUCUCCACCAAUGCCAUAUACCUAUGCAGAGGCUGUGAUGCAGACAGGUACAAGGGCACGCGAAGAGGUCCAAUUUCAGGUUUGCCAAAAUGCCAGCGUGGAAAGAAAUCAGAAAGUUCAAGAUACCCAUGAGCAACAAGUCCUGCAAAAGGAACUUUCCAAAAAAUCUGAUCAAGAAAAGCUCGAAGCAUUAAAUUACAAACUGGAACCCAAACCAGAAGAAAAGAAAGAGAAAGAGAUGGUUCUAGAGCAACCACGCAAGGCCAAGCAGAAGGAACAAGAAAAUGAGAGCAAAGUUUUUCAGGUUCAAUUUGAACAGCAGAGCAUUGCAAAUGUAAAAGAAGAAACCCCUUUUAAACUGACAGCUGACCUUUAUCAGGAGAGUUCACAUCAGCAACCACCUGCAAAGAAAAAGUAUCUGAGUUCAAAAGAACUCCAGAGCAGAAAGGCUCAGGCAACAAAAAAUCGACCAUGGCUUCAGAAAACAACCCUAGCAGAAAAUAAAAGCCCAGAAUCUUCUCAAAAACAAGAUCCUGUCCAUUCAAGACAAGUCAAGUCACAGUUAAAAAGAGAAACAAAGUCUGCUCAGGUUGUUUCCCAAAAUACACCCAGAGGUAGGGCACACCCAGAAUUACAACAAAAGGUGACAAAGCAGUCACCAAAUGAACAACACCAGUCUUUAAGGUUAGACCAGCAACAGCGACAAAAGACGCAGGUUCAAAGCUUUCAGAAACGGGUACAACCACCUGUAAAGCAGGCUGAAACUGAUUUAGAAAACAAGGGUCAAUCCCAAGUCCAGUCUUUUACAAAGCCAGAAUCUACUGCAAAGGUUCAGCCUCAGUCAGCGGCCCAGCCUCAAGAACAGUCAAAAAGUCUGGCUUAUACUUGUGCGAAUAGUCAACUAACAACCAUGUCCCAAACCAGAAUAGGUGAAACUCUGUCACAGAAACAAACAUCCCCACUAAACCAGAGUCCCUCUCAAACAAGUGUCUUUUAUGGAUCUCGGCUUCCCUUGAAUACGCUGGAGGGGCCUCCAGUCAGACCCACCCCUACAGUUCAGGCCCCUCUACCAGGUCCCAUCCAACUCCCUUUGCCUUCCCAUAUCCAGCUUCGUAGUCAUCCACAGUCUUGGGCUCCUGUUAGACCACCUUCUCCUAAGCCACCAACAACUGAUAGGCCUGAAACCUCUGGUCAGCAAAGUUCCACUCAGUCUCACCCCCAGCUGCAGUUUUUUAAGCAAUCUCAUCUUCUCAGUCCUCCAACUCCACAAAUCCAAGCAAAUGAUCAAUCUCCUGCCCCACAUCAGCCUCGGGCUUAUCUUCAAAGCCCUUCCCAGUCAGUUUCCCAGGCUCAAAUCAGUCCUCAACAAAGAGCCAUCCUUCAAACUGAUGCCCUUUCCACAGAGCGAGCUGUCAAAUCAAAGUCAGGGGCCAAUCAGCCUCAAACACCAAUUUAUGAUGAAUCAAAAUGUCAACCUGUAGUCCAUUAUCAAGCUCGUUCAGCCUCUGAUCCCACAAGUCUCACUCAGCCAGCAGUCCCACACCAAGGUCUUUAUUCUCAAGGCCAACUGCCUGCUUGGCAUGAAGUUGGGACACAAAUGCCUAUCCAACAUCUUCAAACUACUGUUCAACCUUUUCCUUACCUUAAUAUAUACCCCCAGCCUUGUUUUCCAUCCCAGCAGUGGGCAGAAAAACAAGAACUACAAAAUCAAGCCAUUUCCCAACACAGGCACCCAGUUUCACAAUUAUACCCUCAGCAGAUGACUCAUGCUUUACAUUCUCAGGGGUAUCCAGCAGGUCAAGCCUCACCCCAGUGGGCUCAGCAAGGAUCUCAGAUCAGUCCCCAUGGGUAUAUGGUUGGUCUAUCCUGUACACAGCCUCAAAUAAGUCCCCAGACAAGCACACCAUCCUGGACUCAAGCCCAUUCCCAACAGAGCCAUAUCCAACAGGGUCCUCCAACAGGAGCUUAUCAUUUAGUACAGAAUGAACAAGGUCAGAUUCAGCAAAAGACCUGGUUCCAGCCUCAGCCUCAGCCUUACCACCAGCCUGUGUCUCAGACUUAUUUCCCAGCUCAGCAAUCAAUCCACGGGCAACAUCACACUCAGCCUCAGAUGCAAAUUCAAAUACCUCUACAACCACCACCCCCACACCAUGCUCCUCCUCAGCUCUCUACACAGAACCAAGGACACACUCCUCAAGGCCAGUCCCAAACACAAACCCAGCAGCAACCAGUGCUACAGACUAAAAUACAUACCAAAACCAAUCAGCUUCCUUCUAUAACCCCCAUUCAGUGGUCCUCUCCUCAGCCCACACAUGCCCAGGUGCUGCCAAACCCAGUGCCUGAGAGCAAAAGUUCUUCACCUCCAGAACCCAAACCUCUGGCCUUAGCACACUCAGAUCCAUCAGUUGUGUGUUUACCAUCUCAGCCAAAGGUGGAGCCAUCAGUUGGCUUAGAGAAAGAAGGUGUAACUGAUCACAAACAACAAAUUGCCACAGCAACAGUAAAUAUUGAGUCUUCACCAAAAGACGGGGAACAGAAAUGCAAUGAAGAAACUGUGACCCAAUCAGAGACAUGGUCCAAAGCACAUUCUCUAGCUGUAACUGGUACUGUGUCUGUCAAACAACCUUUACCUGAACCUCAGGGGCAGAAAAUGUCUGUCGUUGUAAGACCGAGCAAGAUUGAUAUUGAAUCUACACAGCCACCCGGCAUGACAUCAGAAACUGCCUCAGAACCAACAGCUCAGACACAAAUUCAGCCUGUUGUUCAACCAGCGACUGAACUUAAGGCACAAUCACUAACACCGUCCAAACCCCAGAGCCAGUUCCCAAGUCCAACCCAGCAGCAGCCUCAGUCACCAAUGCUGAACAAGUCCCAAACUUCAACACAACCCAGGGCCUCAUUUUCACCUCAGACAAGUCCUAAGACUAGACCAGUACCUACAAUGGCUCCUCAGAAUAAGGAAGAAUCAUCAAAUCUCUCUCCUGAGACAUUUCUUCUGCCUCAAGCUCCUGCUAAGGCCUACACAGAAGCCUACGCAAAGGCCCAGGCUCUGGCCCGCAACCACUUUGAAGAGGCCAAGCACUGCCUGCAGGCCCACAUCAUCGAAGCAAUCUCUGUCUUCAAAGAUAGACGCUUGUCACCUGAGCAGGUCUCAGCCAAAGAGCGGACUCUAAAGACCCUUGACCCAGAGUUGCUAGAGGAGUUCCUGAGAGCAGCCAAAGGCAUGGAGGCCUUCUGCACUCAAUCUCAACUCAAAGAGAUGGAGUUCUUCACGCAGUCUGUGCAGUCACAGUGGAAGGAUGUGAGAGCUGAUAUCUCAGGGUUUUUGCAACAGUUGAGAUUUGAAGUAGCAAGAAAAGCUUUUAAAUGUUUAAUCAUUUUCUGUUUUUUCCUUCCUUGGAUGUGCGUGAUGGUUCCCCAGGCCUGUUUCUCAGCUGACUUUACGAAGGCCGAGCAGCACUUGGAGGCUCUGCAAGGGCUGAGUAGGACCCUGAGUCCUGAGGAGGCUCACCGCCUGGCUCAGACUCAGCUCCUGGAGUGUGAGAAGAGGCUGGCUGCCAUUCAGCAUCAGCUCAGCAGAGAGCAGGAUUCACCGCAGCCUGAUUCAAGUGGACCUAAUGAAGCGUCUGUGGAGAGCACUUCGACUGGGCCUGAGGUGACAGGAGAGGAACCACCUUCAGAGGUCACCGAGCAGAGGACGUCUGAGGACAGGCUGGACGCUGACAUGCAGACAUCCAUGGAAGAAAUCACAAAGAAGGAGGCUGUAGAAAGAUAUGAAACCUGCAAACGGACGCUGCAAGCUCAGCUGGCCAAAAACGAGCAGAGCUUCAGAGAGGAUCCCUCUGACUUCAUCUCCCUGAAAGGCCUUCACACACGACUCCAAGAAAUACAGUUCCUGAGGCAGGAGACCGAGGUACUCUGGUCCGAAUAUGUAAACCAGUCUUCCCAGUGUUCCCAGUGGAGUGGGGAGUCAUGGGUGGAGCAAGAGAAGGCCGAGCUGCUGGAGCGGUGGCGCCAUCAACAGACAGCCCUCCAGAGGAGAGGCAGUUCUCUGGGCGCCGCCCUCAGACAGAUCGAUUCCACAGAGAACCACAUGGUGGACUUCAACGACCGCCUGGACCGCUACUUGAGACACUCCAAGGACAUCAGUGGCUUCACGCUGGCCAGCGCCAACAUCCUGAGGGACAUCAAGGAGCUCCAUGACAACAUUCAGAGCGAGUUGGACCAGUUGUCCCGACUGGACCUAGAAUCCAGUGACCUGGACCCCAGAGAAUGCUUCCCUCUGACUCGAGAAGUGGAGACCCAUAAAGCCAGCCUUGAUCAGCUACGACAACAGGUCCAGAAGAGCGAAGCGGCGGCCCGCGCUCUCGACCGAUUUCUCAUCUCACUCAGCAAGGUGGACGAUGACAUAUCUGGGGUCCAAGGGGCCCCCUGCAGUGAUCCUGUGGUACUGCAAGACUGUCGCUGCAAGCUGUCUCUGAUCAGACAGAGCAUUGACAGUCUGAAAGAAAAGGCCCCUCAGCUGGACCUGCUGCUGCAGGGGGCCAGGCUGACCGUCACCAGGGACGGGUCCCCGGCCUCCUGCCUCGACAUGGUGACCGUCCUGCUGAGGAGGCUGGAGGAGGCCAACGCUGGGCUGGCCAGCCAGCAGAGGGGCCUUCAGAAAGAGAGCCAGAGCAAAUCGUUUGGCCUGAGGAAGAGGAUGGUCCUGGGGGAGCUGAGGAGGCUUCAGGAUGCUGUUGAAAAACAAGGCCUGAAAGAGCCAACCAUGCCCGCUGUGCAGCACAUGCUUCGUGGUCUGGUGGACUUAGAAGGACAGCUUCACACUCAACAGUCGGAGGUCCAGAGUCUCCGUGGACUGCAGGAGCAACAGGGUGGAGAAGAGAACCUCCUCCAGGAUCUGGAAGCUCAGUGGGAAGAGACUCAGAGAAUUUUCUUUGACAGGAAGAAGCUCUGCAAUGUUCUGCUGGAGCUGUUGAAGAAGUUUCAGACCUGCCGCAGUCACCUCAACACCAGCAUUCAGAAAGCUGAGCAGACCAUCGGUGAUCAGGCCUCCUACAUGGGCAAGGAUUACCUGCAGAGAAGUGUGUCAAAGGUUUGUGAAAUGAAGGAGGAGUUGGCUGGUCUUGCUGAGAAGAUGGAGGAGAUGAGGGCUGCUUGCAAACAACUUCAAUCAGAUCUGAAGAAAUUCCCAGAUUGCACCGAGACUCCCUUUGAGGCUGAGGCUGAAACUUUGAUGGACAACUGGCUCGAUGUAACUGAAAAGACGGAUGCCUAUUUGGAUAACCUCCGGGUGGGGCUGGAACUCUGGGAGAAGCAGCUGAUGUUAGGAGGAGAGGUGGACAGCUGGGCUGGAGCUAAACUUGCCUUGUUUGCUGAAGGAAAUCCCUUCAACAACGAACAACAAGUUCUUGCCUUUAGGGAUGAGAUUCACUCAAAUGAAGAGAAUAUCCAACAUUUUCACAAGAAGUCAACUGAAAUUCAGCAGAUGCUCCAGAGUCAGGAGGCUCCUUUGGAACUCCAGGUGAUGGAGACCCAGCUGAAGAAAAGAAUGGAGCAGGUGAAGGAACUGUUUACCGACUGCACAGAUGUUUUUGAGGAAAUCAUAGCUGUGAAAAAACAUCUGUCUGAGAAGAUAGAGGAGUGUCAGACGGCUGUGGAUAAUAUUCAGAAGAGUCUCAGCAGAACUAAUGCAAAAGCAGAAGCUCAGAUACAGGACCUCUGUGCCGACCUGAACUCACAGGAGGAGCAGGCUGAGGCCGUGCUGAAGGAGGUGGGCUUGGUGUCCAGUGUAGCCAGUCCACUGGUGCUGGAGGAGCUAUCUGCAGACUGCAGCAGGCUGACAGCGGCUAUUGCCCACACCAAACAGUUGAUCCACAUGAAGAGGGAGGAGAGGGACAAAGGCCUCGACAAGGUCAUCAACGAUGAAAGGGAACUAUUUGAGGAAUGGUUCCAGGAUUUACAGCUGUCUGUCAACGAGUGCUUUGAGAGCCCAGAGAGCAGAACAGAUGUGGAAACAUCCGUGCAAAGACUUACAGGUUUCCUCAAGUCAGAAGAUACAGAAAGACGUCUGAGCCGGCUAAGUGAUGAGCUGGAGAGAGCAAGGCAGCAGGUUCCUCCUCAGCAGCUAUCAGAGUUAAUGGACUGGCUGAAGGAGCAGCAAGAGGAGGUGGCUACAUUCAGGACCCACUGCCAGAACCGCCAACAGCAGAUGGAGUCUCUGCUGGAUGACUUGAAUGGCCUAGAGAAGCAGCAUGGAGAUCUGAGUGACUGGCUGCAGGACAAAGAGAAGCAAUCAGCUCUACCAGAGAACAGGAAGCUUCUCCUCAUAGAACUUCAGGAUCACAGUAGGAGUGCUGCAGCCCUCAGUGAGCUCCUGGCAUCCAUACGCAGGCAGGGUGUUAGAGCUGAAAACAUCCUGAAAGAUGGGGACAAUUUGUUACAGCGCUACCGGAACCUGGAGGCUCGGUUGCAGAAACAGGCUGCAGACCUCGACGUUCUGGAGGAGAAGUACAGCAGCUUUAAAGCUCAGGCAGAGAGCACCAGAACCUGGAUUACUGACCUCUCCCAGCCUCUGACCUCAGCAGGGUCCGACACAAGGACUGAAGAGAUGAAGCGCAGAUCUCAGGCUAUCCUAAGCUGCAGAGCUGAAGGAGAGUCUAAAAUGAAAGACCUGCUUGGAGAAAUGGAGAAGCUGUGUAAUCAGGAGGACCCCGAUGGAAGGAGGACACUGGAUAUUUGUCUGUUGGUCAGAGAGAUGCAGAAUCAGUGGAGAACAUCCCUCCAGACUGCAGAGGAGGCUCUCAGGAAGGCAGAGACACAAGCCAUGGUGGAAGAGCUGCUGGCUGCUUUCCAAACCCACAGUGAACGCUUUGAGGCCUGGAUCAAAGACCAGAGAGAUGUUCUAGAUUCUCACAUGGAAGCUGAAGAAACCCUCCAGAAAGCAGAGGCCAUCCUGAGCUCCAGGCCUCAGGGGGAGUCCAGGCUGCAGGAUCUGAAGCAGCAAUGCCAGAAGAUCUGUGAGAUCUUAGGCUCUGAUGACAACUGGAGGAAAGAGAUCUGUGAUGUUGUGGAAUGCAUGGAGGAGCAGUGGAGGAGUGUCCUGCAGGACGCUGAGGUGACUGAGAAGAAAGCGACAAGCCAAGCUGCCACUGAGAGGGAGCUGGAGGCUUUCAAACAUCUGGAUGAAAGCUUCCAGUCCUGGAUCAGAGAGCAGAGGCAGAAGCUGCUGGGGCUGGAUGCUCGCCUGCCCUUUGAGGAGCGCUGGCAGGCUGUGCAGGCAGUAAUGAGGUCCAGACCUGAAGGAGAGUCCAAGCUGCUUGAGCUGCAGGAGCAAUCAGCCAGUCUGUCUCAGCAGCUUGAGGAGAGCAGGCAGGCAGAGGUGGAGCAGCGGCUGAACGUUUGCAGACAGAUGUGGGACGGUCUGCUGCAGACCUGCAGACAAACAGAGCUCCGCAGUCUGCUGGACGACUUCGACCACCAGAGCAAAAACACCGAGUCCUGGAUUAAAGACAACCAGAACAGGCUGCAGUCAGUGGGCCAACACUGCCCCCCUGAGGAGAGACACCAGCGGGCACAGGCCAUCUUGAGCUCCAGGCCUGAUGGUGACUUCAAAGUGAACAACCUGAGGAGGCGGGGUCAAACUCUUUGUGAUCACCAGGAUGCAGAGGAAGGACGGAAGGUAGAGGUUCACCAGACGGUCAAAGAAAUGGAGAAGCAGUGGAGGAUGGUCCUCCAAGCUGCCCAGCAGGUGGAAGCAGCAGCAGCAGCUGAGAUAGCUCAGCAGACUGAAAGGAGACAGAUGGAUUUGAGAGAAUUGGAAACCCAGCAACAGGACACUGACUGCUGGCUGGAAUGUCUGCGUCAGCAGCUGGGCAUCCUGAGAGGGAAAAGCGACGCUGAGGAAAGACUUCUUGCCGCCCAGACCAUCAUGAGUUCCAAGGCUGAAGGUGAUUCCAGGCUGAAGAACCUCAGCAGAUGUCAGAGGGUUUGUUCUCCGGAUCUUGAUGAGCAGAGAAAGAAAGACAUCCUGCAAAGAAUACGAAACUCUGAGGAUCUCUGGGCGAAGCUGCUAGAAGCUGCUCAACAAGUAGUGAGGGAAGCUGAAAGGCAGCAUGCUCUGGAUCUCCAACUCAGCAGCUUUGAUGCCCUGAAGGAAAGCUCCAGCAGCUGGCUGGAGGACAAGCAGCAGAUCCUGACCACUCUGGAUUAUGAGACUGAUCCAGAACAAGCCAUAAAAACAGCACAGAACAUCCUGAGUCUGAAGCCUGAAGGAGACUCCAAACUGACUGAACUGAGAAGAAAGAGUCAGACUUUGUCUGAGCAGAAAGAUGUUUCAGAGCGCGCACGGCUGGAGGCCCAGAAAGCAGCAGAAGCUUUAGAGGAGCUCUGGAAGGCCGUCCUGCAGACAGCUGAGGACACCCAGCUGAAAGCUGAGCGCCGCUACCUGCUGUCCAGAGAGAUGAAGGCCUUCAAGAACCAUGCUGGCAGCACUAAGAGCUGGACUGAAGGGCUGCAGGAACAAGCUGAUUCUCUGAACGACUGUAUGCAGGGCAGUCAGGCCCAGCUGGAGGAAAGGCUGAACACUGCACAGGCCAUCCUGAGCUUCAAGUCAGCAGGUGAAAGUCAAGUGAUGGAGCUGAAGAGACGAGCGCAGGCUCUCUGUGAGCACACAGACAUGGAGGAAGACGGGAAGCUGGAGGUUCAGCUGAUGGUCCAGGAUGUGGAGACACGAUGGGGGACCGUUCUGCAGGUCGCUGAGGAGACUCGGAGCCAGUUGCAGGCUGUUAUGGAGAAACUGCUAUCUUGCAAGUAUGAGAAAGACCAUGCUGAGGCCCGUCUGGUAGAGAUCCAGAAGCAAACAUCCAACCUUCCUCAAGUAUUCCCCUGGCCAGGCCUGGGAGAGCGAAGGCAGGCCGUGGACCAGGCCAGGAACCUCCUAGACCAGAGCACAACCUUGGUCCCUGUGCUGUCAGCUGUCCGCUCACAGGCUGAGGAGCUGUUUGAAAUGACAAAGGACCAAAGUUGGACCGAUCCUUCUUGGACAGUCUGGGAGGAGGCCAUUCCUGCUCUACUGACACAGCUGACCGAUUUGGUGACAAACUUGGAAGAGGGAAUUGAAAAGGAGCGACAAUGUGCAUUGCUCAUUGAGCAGCAUGAAGCAGCCCAGGACUGGCUGAGGGAGCAGGUCAAAGGCUUGGGACCCCCACCUGCAGACAGACAUGGGCUCCACAACGCUGUCAACACCCUGAAGGCUUUGCUGCAGACAGUGGACAGGGAGCAGAGGGAGAUGAUAGAGCUGGAUUCUGCCAAAGACUCUUUGCUGAUUCUCUGUACUCCUGGAGGUCAAGAUGCCCUCACACUUGAGGUCAGCCACCUCCAUGAGCUGUGCUCCACCUCAGAGCAGGAAGUAAGUGAGCGACUGCAGACCUGCAAAGGCCGGUUAGAGGAGAUGGACCGUGAGUUGGCCCGGGUGUCCCAGGAGCUGAAGGAGAGAGCAGCUGCGCUUCAAUGGGAGCUCCGCUCUCUGGACCAGGCGUUUAGCUACAGCGAGCCGCAGAACAACAUGGCUCAGCUUCAGCAGCAUUGGCAGAGUCUGCAGAACUGUGAGGACUCAUUGCAGGACUUGGGGGUCAAAGUUCAUGAUCUGUACCAAGAAGUAAAAUCAGCAACCUUUACCAAUGAGCUUCCUUCAGAAGUUAUCAGUUUGGUUGCUUCUUUAUGCCAGCAACAUGCCAGUCUGGAAUGUAGGCUCAGUGACCACCAGGGGGCGUGCUCUACCAACACAGCUCAUUAUCUGAAGGACUGUAUCUCUGCCAUGCAGCGCUGGAGCCACAGCGACCUUUCAGGCUCAGCUUCUGCUCUGCAGGUUAUUUUAGAAGAAAGUGAGAAGCUGCAAAACAAUCUGCAAGAAGCUCUUUCUCAUGAACAGUUUCUUACAUCCUGCCUGACAGCAGAUUUGUUUGAGAAAUUUAAGAAAGAGUGCUUAGAGACCCUCGGGAAAGUAGAAGUACACAAGGCCUUGCUAAGUCACAGAUUGAAGGACAUUGAGCAGAAAGACAAACAGCUGCCUGAUGAUUCCACCUCAGAUGUUAAACUGUUGGACAACAAAACUGCUGUUGUGGCGCCACCGCGUAAGAAUAAGCGUCCCCAUGAGAAGCAAAGUGUAGCAGAUAAAUCCACAUCUUCUCGGGAAGAACUGUCAGUUGAGGAAACACAGAUAAAAGUGCAAACAUGUGACGUCUUAAAACAUCCUACCUGUGAAGAACCUUCACCACUACCACCAAGAAGAAAAUCAAAGAGUUUUGGAAAAGAAUCGGGUCCUAAAAAGAUGGACUCUGAAGUGAAGAAAGCCAUAGCAAUCCACAGCACUGAUGACACAUGUAGAGAGCCACAGGCCAAGAUAGAAGAAAUCAGUAGUGAGGCCAGAAAUCGAGCAGUACCCUCAGAGACAAAUGAUGCUGAAUCGGAACCAGAUCAGGAAUGUCUGAAGAAUGCUCCAUCUGUUGUGGAGGCAGAUGUAGGUGCUGUUCAUGAUUCACAGUUUGUUCAGGACCACAAUGAUCCGUCUCUUAUGGGACAACAAGAAGUUUUGCCUCCGAGACGGAAAUCAAAGAGUCCAAAAUUUACCCCCAAAAAUCUGAACCAACAAACUGAGACCAGUAAUGGAGAAGACUCCAAACUAGUACCAGUCAGAAGAAAGUCAAAGUCUGCCAUGCCACCCGUAACUUCUAUACCAACUGCUAUUGUUGGCAGUAGAACAGUGUCUGAACCUGAAGAUAAUAAGAUCACACCUGUCAGCUCGGAAUCUUCAGACAUCCACAUUGAAACAGAAACAAGAACAACCACCAAUGCAGAGAUAGAUAAACCUCCAACCAAUGGAAAAUCAAAAAACAAACUAUCGGAAAUAACUGAUAAAAAACAACCUAAGGCUGGUGUUACCAAUCCACUACUUAGUUCUGAAGAGCAGCAACUUAAUGUUGUUGGAAGUGCUGCAGUUAUACCAAGUGGACAAAUUUCAAAGAGCAUUGAAGAUUCUGCAGCCCCUGAGCCGGUUUACUCUGCCAGUAGAAUCCCAGGCGUGCACCCUAAGGGGACCCAACAUGAAGCCCUGAGGUGCUCUGCCACAGAAACCUUUACAGUACAACAGAAAAGUAAUGUUCUGCCACCCAAGAGAAAGUCAAAGAAAACAGAACCUUUUCUUGUACCUCCUCCUAAGACCGGGGAUGAGCCUGAAGGUGGUAAACCUCCAGAGUUUUCAACUUCAGAUGAGCACAAAGGAUUAAUUGAACCUUUCCAGAUGGAAAAAGGAAAGACUUCACCAGCCACAAGGACCUCAGGAAUCCUGGAACCAUUGCAAGACCCCCGCGCUUCAGAUGGAACAGAGAUUGCAAUUUUAACAGAAACAGUUAAGAGAGAAUUUCCAAGUAGUGACCUUUCAGCAGCCGUCCAGUCUGUGACCCUUCUGGAGUCUUGUGAAACAAAGGAAGUACCUGAAAGUGUAGGAACUUCUGAUCAGGAAGAGCAUGGGCUCUCCCCAACCACAAGGUCAAAUAUUCCUGAAAACCUUAACAAGGAAGAAACAGUGGGCAUGCAAAAUGUUCAGAUAACAAAAGGUGAAGAUGUCUUACAAACCCAGUUAGCAGGUUCUGACAGUCUGCUUCUUCUAGGCCGACAGUUGGUCACACCAUCAACUGAAACAAACUUCUCACUUUUGCCUGAGACCACAGAGAAAUCCAAAUCUCCAAGUUUCAAAGAGCAGGUAGCCAUUGUUGAUGCAAACAAGGCUGACAUUACAUCAACUAUACUUACAGAAUAUGAUAAUCGGGAAACUCAAAGUGAAGAGCCAGUUUUAGUGGAAGAAGGACAGGCUGAAAUAUUAGCAAGCGUGUCCAUUAAAUCUUUAGCAAACAACGAAAAGUCAAAGAAUGGGAAGCUUUCUGUUGAAAACCUGAAUAAUGAUACAAUUCCAACAAAUGUUGAGUGUAAUAAUAAAAGCUCAAUCCAACCUUCCACUGAGCAAACAGAUUUUAUGUUGGUAAUAACUGACCCUGGUCAAACAAGGGAAGACCCUAAAAGAGCUGAGCCCUCAGCAGUUCUGGAGUCACAAUAUAAUCCUGAAACAAACGCCGAUAUAGUCACUAAUGAAGCUAAAAUAGAGCAUGACGGUGCUAAACCAACCACAGCUAUGAUGUUCCUUACAACCAAGACAGAAAAGGAUGGCGUGGACAGUAAAACUACUACAGAAGAUCUAAACUCAGAAAAUGAAGAUGUUUUCCAAGACCAGAAUCAACAAGAAAUUCCUACAGUUGUGCCUCAAAACCUGGAGGAAGAAUCUUCAGCCUUCUCAGUAGUACCCUACAAAACUUGCAAACCACGAUUACAGAUUUUAGAGAAGACCGUGACAGAUGCUUCACGGCAAACAGAUGCCCAAUGUUCAGAAGGAGACUUGGACAGCGCUUCCAGAGAGCAGUUCUCUACUCCCUCUGACUCUACAGGUGGUUCUACGGCCGCACAGUUACAGCUUAUGGAUGAAUGGUCUGGUGGUUUGCAGGCAAAUGAAACAGAAAAGGAGCCUAAUACAGCGAGAGGCUCUUACACCCAACAACCAGAUGCACCAACAACCAAUCAGGUGAAAUGUGACUUAUUCAUAACACCAGCAAGUCCCCUAGUUGCCCGAGUCCCUCCGAAAAAAGAGGAACUAAUGGACAUGAAAGCAUCAGAGAGUCAGAUAACAGAAGAGGCUCCUGGGGUCAUUGACUUUAGAGAACAACAAGAACUUCCAGCUUCAGUGAUAAAUGAACAAAGUCCAGACUCAUCAAUAAAUCUAAAGAAAUGUGAUGAAACUGAACCACCAAGUCAAUGUGGAGAAGCAACAUUUGCAGCACAGGAGGACCAAGUGCAACGGGCUACAGAAAAGGACAAAGUAGAACCUAUUACUGCUGUAGUGGAACUAGAACCUUAUAUGUCAACCAAACAAGAGAUAGAAAGUCCUGAGGACUUGGAUGGAAUUAAGGCAUCCAUCGCUAGCCAAGUAAUCACUGCAAAGACAGAGCAUGACGAUGCAGACAAUCAAUCUGUUAUAGAACAAUUCAGUGAACUAGGCAAGAAAAAUGAAAUCCAAAUAUUUGAAGAUCAGGCUCUAGAAACCAAUAAAGUUGCCACAAUCAUUCUUGAUAUAAGUGAAGCAUCUAUGGAUGAAUCAGAUUCUCUCUCCUAUAAUGUGGAAACUUCUGCCUUAGGCUCAGAUGCUAAAAAGCCUGAGGCAGAUAUUUCAGUGGAUGCUGCUACCAAGGAGCAGCUUUCUACCUCGUCUGACUCCAUUGAUGGAUACAAACCUUUUCACCCAGAGGCCAUGGUUGACUGGACCAGUGGUCUGGAGAUGAAGGAAACAGGAAAGGAGACAGACACAGCCGGGGACUCUUUAACUCAACAAUCAAGUGAAUCAACUACCGAUCAGGAGAAUAAUAGCAGAUUUACUGCAACAACACCAACAAGUCCCAUAGUUGCCCCAGUAUCUCCUGACAAGGUGAUAAUACUGGACCUUCAAGCAACAGACAGUCAGUUAGCAGAAAAUAAAGUUGAGUUGAUAGAAUUUGAAAAGCAACCAGGACUUACAACUUCAGUAAAAAAUGACCCUUUUCAAGACACGUUUGACUCAAAGCAUCGGAGGAAAUAUGAUGAAAUUGAAACAUCAAGUAAAAGUGGAGAAGCAACUCUUUCAGAAAAGGACAAAGUAGAACCUGGUACCUCUGUAGUGGAACUAGAACCUUAUAUGUCAACCAAACAAGAGAUAGAAAGUCCUGAGGACUUGGAUGGAAUUAAGGCAUCCAUCACUAGCCAAGUAAUCACUGCAAAGACAGAGCAUGACGAUGCAGACAAUCAAUCUGUUAUAGAACAAUUCAGUGAACUAGGCAAGAAAAAUGAAAUCCAAAUAUUUGAAGAUCAGGCUAUAGAAACCAAUAAAGUUGCCACAAUCAUUCUUGAUAUAAGUGAAGCAUCUAUGGAUGAAUCAGAUUCUGUCUCCUAUAAUGUGGAAACAUCUGCCUUAGGCUCUGAUGCUAAAAAGCCUGAGGCAGAUAUUUCAGUGGAUGCUGCUACCAAGGAGCAGCUUUCUACCUCCUCUGACUCCAUUGAUGAUUCCAAACCUUUGCACCCAGAGGCCAUGGUUGACCGGACCAGUGGUCUGGAGAUGAAGGAAACAGGAAAGGAGACGGACACAGCCGGGGACUCUUUAACUCAACAAUCAGGUGACUCAACUACUGAUCAGGAGAAUAAUAGCAGAUUUACUGCAACAACACCAACAAGUUCCAUAGUUGCCCCAGUAUCUCCUGACAAGGAGGAAUUACUGGACCUUAAAGUAUCAGACAGUCAGUCAGCAGAAAAUAAAGUUGAGUUGAUAGAUUUUGGAGAGCAACCAGGAAUUACAACUUCAGGGAAAAUUGAACCUAUUCAAGACUCAUUUGACUCAAACAACCACGGGAAAUGUGAAGAAAUUGAAACAUCAAGUCAAAGUGGAGAAGCAGCUCUCUCAGUAAAGGAGGACAAAGAAGAACCUGGUACUGCUGUAGUGGAACUAGAACCUUAUAUGUCAACCAAACAAGAGAUAGAAAGUCCUGAGGACUUGGAUGGAAAUAAGGCAUCCAUCGCUAGCCAAGUAAUCACUGCAAAGACAGAGCAUGACGAUGCAGACAAUCAAUCUGUUAUAGAACAAUUUAGUGAACAAGGCAAGAAAAAUGAAAUCCAAAUACUUGAAGAUCAGGCUCUAGAAACCAAUAAAGUUGCCACAAUCAUUCUUGGUAUAAGUGAAGCAUCUAUGGAUGAAUCAGAUUCUCUCUCCUAUAAAGUGGAAACUUCUGCCUUAGGCUCUGAUGCUAAAGAGCUAGAGGCAGAUAUUUCAGUCAGUUCUGUAAUGACUAAUCUAGAGUCUGAGAAUGGACCAAGAGAGUCUUCAGAACAAAUGGUUACCCAGGAUCCAAGAAGAGACGUGGAUGCUGCUACCAAGGAGCAGCUUUCUACCUCCUCUGACUCCAUUGAUGGUUCCAAACCUUUGCACCCAGAGGCCAUGGUUGACUGGACCAGUGGUCUGGAGAUGAAGGAAACAGGAAAGGAGACGGACACAGCAGGAGCCCCUUUAACUCAACAAUCAGGUGAAUCAACUAAUGAUCAGGAGAAGUUUAACAAAUUUACAGCAACAACAACAACGAGUUCAAUAGUUGCCCCAGUAUCUCCUGACAAGGAAGAAAUAGUGGACCUUCAAGCAUCAGAAAGUCAGAUAGGAGAACAUAUUGAAUUUAGAGAGCAACUAGGACUUAUAAUUUCAGUAAAAACUCAACCUGACUCAAACAACCAUGAGAAAUGUGAUGAAAUUGAAACAUCAAGUCAAAGUGGAGAAGCAGCUCUUUCAGUAAAGGAGGACAAAGAAGAACCUGGUACUACUGUAGUGGAACUAGAACCUUAUAUGUCAACCAAACAAGAGUCAGAAAGUCCUGAGAUCCUAUCAAGCUUUCAUGCUAAAGAGCUUGAGGCAGAUAGUUCAGUCAGCUCUGUAAUGACAUGUCAAGCGUCUGAGUUUGUAACAAGAGAGUCUCCAGAACAAACAGUUGUUCAGUGUUCAGAAAGAGACAUGGAUGCUGCUACCAAGGAGCAGCUUUCUACUCCCUCUGACUCCAUUGAUAGUUCCAAAUCUUUGCACCCAGAGACAAUGCUUGAAUGGACCAGUGAUCUGCAGAUGAAAGUAACAGAAGAACUACCAACAAAUAUUGACAUGUCAGAUAAUAAUUCUGUUGUAGAACAAUUCCGUGAACUGGGUGAAAAUAGUGGACAAAAAAUCGUUGAGGAUCAGGCUCUAGAAACCAAUAAAGUUGCCACAAUCAUUCUUGAUAUAAGUGAAGCAUCUAUAGAUGAAUCAGAUUCUCGCUCCUAUAAUGUCAAAAAAUGUACCUUAGGCUCAGAUGCUAAAGAGUUUCAGGAAGAUAUUUCAGUCAGUUCUGUGAUGCUGUAUCAGGAAUUUGAGGUUGGACCAAGAGAGUCUCCAGAACAAACAGUUGUUCAGUGUUCAGGAAGAGACGUGUAUGCUGCUAUCAAGGAGCAGCUUUCUUCUCCCUCUGAAUACAUUGAUGAUUCCAAACCUUUGCACCCAGAGGUCAUGGUUGACUCGACCAGUGGUCUGGAGACGAAGGAAACAGGAAAGGAGCCGGACACAGCAGGGGCCUCUUUAACUCAACAAUCAGGAAAAUCAACUACUAAUCAGGACAAUUAUAACUUCUUUUCAGCAACAGAAUCAACAAGUCCAGUAGUUCCGCCAGUACCUUCUGACAAGGAGAAAACAUCAGACCUUAAAGCAUCAGAUAGUCAGAUAGCAGAAGAUUAUGGUGAGGAGCAGCCGGGACUUACCACCAUUCCAUACAUGGAGUCUGAGAAUACACCCAAAGACUCUCCACAACAAACAAUUCCUCUGUGUCCAGAAAGACCACCAGAUCCAGCUUCCAAAGUUCAGUCCCCCACUGAUUAUACAGCUGCUCCCAAUUUAAAGGAUUACAUCGAGAAUUUAUGGAGAAACACAGAAGAAACGAAGAAGAGAUAUUUGAUUCUUGAUUUUCCUGGUAUGGCAGUCAGUCAGACAUGUGAGCUAGAGCUAAAGCAGCUGGAAAAAGAUGCUGAGGGCAACAGUCAUUCCAAUGGGGUUCAUUCUGCUGAGCGUACUCUUGCUUUUUCUUUAGAGGGAAAGGCAGAACUAAAAGAAAUAAUCCCCACUGAGGAGGAAAAUGUAAAACUAAACCACACCAUAAGUGAGCAAAAUGAGUGUGAGCAGGAAAUAUCACAGGGAAGAACUACAGAACAUCAGGAAAGUGGUGCACAUCAAGAGAUCAGUGAAGCAAGAUCUGCUCAAAACGAAUCUGUCUGUAUUCUACACCUGGACAUCACCACCAGUCCUAAGGUCAUCGACAACAUGUGUGUCACAGUAGAUAAGCCCACUAAGGAGUCUGCUGAAUCAAAUGGACAGGGAGGUAUUGAUAAAAACACUUCAGCUGAGGCCAAGCCUUUUGUGUGUGAAGAGGUUUUGGAAAACUUCACAGAAUUUAUUGAAAUAAGCUUAAUUGAGCAAGACCAAAAUCAUCCGAUUGAGGCCAACCUGGAAAACACGCAAAGUAUUCCAGAUGAACAUCCCGCUCUUCUGACAUCUCUGGUUGAUUCAGAAUCUGGCAACUUGGAAAAUUCUCAAUUGCUGAGUGAAGUUCGUGUUCUACAGCUAGAGAUACAGACUGGUCCAGAAGACAGUGAAGCCACCUUCAACCAAGAAAGAAUAGAGACACUCAUAGAUGUUACUGAAACACCUACCCAGGAUGAAGACAUUUUAGUUAUCCCACAGGAAACUGCCACUGAGACUAGCGUUACCGAAAAUAUAGGUGAUGUUUCACAAGGUGAUUUUGUGAAACGCAGUUCUUCUGUUUAUGAGUCAAUAAAACCACAUGAGACCAGAGUCAUUGAAAUAAGCUUGACUGAUAAGGACAUACAUUCAAGCAAAAGUGAGACAACAAUAGAACUUUGCACAAUAGAACAACAAAGACCUGGGCUUACAGAAAAGACAACACCAGAAAGUUUUAAUGGAAACUCAGAGGAGGGGGAAAUGACUUGCAUGGAAUCUAAAGAACAAGUAACUUCCAAAACCAGUGAAGAGGAGCAUGAGAAAAUUUUAGAUGUGCCAAUAAUAGAUAAAACAAGAUGGAAAUCACAACCAACCUGUUCCACAUGGAAAGAGAAUGUGCCUCAGAGUGACUCCUCUCAACAUAGCUCUGCACCGUUCCAGUCAAGUGAUGCCGACAUGGCACUGGAGGAAAAAAUGGUCAUGGAGAAAGAUUUCCUUAGACCACAAGAAGGGAUUACUCAAGACCUUUCAAAAACUAUACAAGACAGACCCGGAGACCUCCCUCUAAGUCCCAAAGGCACAGAGUUGCUGAUUUCAAACCCAGACACUCAGAUGCCAAAAGAUACCUCAUCCGUUAUAAUAACAGACAUGCCAAACACUAAUCCAAAUGACACAAGUAUUCAGAGCACAAAAGAGAUAGAAAAAGAAGAUCUGCAUUCUUACGAUAUUGACCAUGAAGAGUUGACAGUGGUAGAAACAGAUGCAGCACAGCAGGGUCAGCAAAGAUCAGCUGAAACUGUGAGAUCUGAAAACAAUAGGAAGGAAGAAAGGCAUGAUGAUGCUCAUCCAGAGUCUCUCAAAGGUGCAUCGUCUGGAGAAGUUCAGGAUCACCGUAUUACAGAGCAGCCCUCUACAUCAUUCAUACAGGAGACAGAGACUUUUUCUGGGACGCUUGCUGAAAACAGAGAAAUCCUUUUCAGUAAGUUUGAAGUUCAAACUGUAGAAAUUCAAAAGUAUCCAGAGAUGGAGCCAAAUAUAAAGUCUGUGAAGGUCUGUGGAGAUAAAGUGCUUAAAGAAGCUGCUAGAGAAACCUCUACCUCGUUGGAGUCUGAACACAGUUUGGUCCUUAAGGUCAAAGAGGAUGAAAAGUCAACAGAUGAAGGAGAAGAAAUGAAUCAAGAAGUUGAGAGAGAGCCUGAAGAAAGAUAUGUCAGUCUCGAGGUUCCACUCCAAACUACUGAUGAUGAAGUAGAACCUCUGGAUGAGAAGUCAAAGGAAGAAGAAACCCAAACAUCUGAGAAACCUUAUCUGAAGGAACCUGAGAGGACCAUUGUAGACAACAUCUUCUCAGAAAUGCAACGACUCAGUGGGACAGAAAUCAUCCCGCAACUCAGCAAGGAUGAAUUGCAGAAGAAUGUCCCAGAAGAACUGAACACCUCCGCCAGAGAUCUGGGUCUUCAGCUCAGCAGACUCGCCUCCAAUGUCCUUCACAUUAAAAACAGUCCCACUGAUCUUAGCCUGGAGGCCAUGCAGCAGCAGGUGGAGGAGCUCCAGAAAGGAUUAGAGCUGUCCAAGCUUCAGAGUUCACUACUGCCACAGCUGGGAGAAGCAGACGCCAUUAGAGGGGAUGUUCUGGAGGACCUAGAGUACCAGUGGGCUACUGUGGCAGAAGAAGCAGCUGCUGCUAUCCAGAUUAAAGAGGCUCAGUUGCAGCUUGUGGCUGAUUACUGCAGGCAGAGGGCAACAGCAAAAAUGAUGCUGAAUGGACUUAAUGCAGAAAUCGUUACCAUUAAAAUGUCCCCAGAAGACAGCAGUCAGAAGCAGGCAGAGCGAAUAUGCUGCUUCCAGAGAAGGAUGGAGGAGAACAGAGUGAUGCUCGGGGAGUUGCUGAUAAAACUGGCAGAGAUUUGUCUCCACCUCAGUCCAACGCAUCAAGAAAGUGUUCAGAUUGAGAAAAACAACCUGCUGGAAACAUGGAAGUCUCUAGAAAGGACGGUGGAGAGCAGUCUUUAUCAUGCAAACGUCUAUUCUCAACACAUCAACACUCUUCUAGCAGAUCUGAAUGGUUUGCUGGAGCGCGUCGAUCCAAUCUGCAAAGACCUUCAAGUCAAAAGUUCUUCAGUUAGUCUGUGGAGUUGCAAGGAAGCCCAACACCUGAUGGAGGCGAAUGCUGAGAUUAAAGCAGCCAAGCAGCAAUACCUUCAUUUACAGCGAAUGUCAGAGGAGUUAGUUCACAACUCUCAGUGGGGUCAGGAUUCAGAGGAGGUAACCAACAAGCUCCAGGAGGUGCAAAACAAGCUGUGCCUCACAGAGGAGCUGCUAUCCUCUCAGACAAAGAACAGCAGCAGCCCUGUUAUGGAGAAAAUGGUUGCUGUGAUGACACAUGGCCUGGCAUGGGCCAAGCAGACAGAGAGGGACAUUGAGGGUCGGAGGAGGUGGGUGCCAUUACUUCCUGAAGAGGUUCACCGGCAGCUCAACGACCUAAAGAAGCUUCAGUCUGAAGUGACGGCCAAACAAGGCCAGCUGGAGCUGCUGGUGGAGGAAGUGACUGAACUGCUUCCUCAGCUUGACCAGGCUCAGGAGGUGCCAUUUGUACAGACUUCUCUUACAGGCCUUGAAGAGCUUUCAAAGUCCACCACCGCCAAGCUGUCCAAAGCUAUCAAGGAGGUGGAGUCUGGACUCCAGAUCAGAGAGAAGCUCUCUGAGCAGAUGGCUGAGUUGGACUCCUGGGUUGGGUCUUACCUGCAAUCAGAGGUCUCCAGGAGCACAAAGAGAGAAGCUAUUGGCCACAGUGAUAUGGAUCAGGAAGUUCUCCAGGUCCAAGAAGGCCUGGCUGAGGCGGAAAGGCAGGCAGCCAUCUGUGAGGCUCUGCUCAUGACCAGCAAAGACAUUGCAGUGGAACUCAGUGCGAUGGAGAACUUCCAGCUUUUUGACAAGAUCUGGAGGCUUCAGGAAGAUGUCAGAACCAUCAUCAGCCAUGAGAAGAACCAGAAAGAGCAGCUGGAUCAUCUCCUCAUGGCUGCAGAGUUAAGAAGGAACUCUUUAGACAGUAUUGAUAAAAGUCUGAGGCAGAUGUUAGCCGAGAUGAGCGGACUGAAGUUUCCCAUCACCAAAGAACCCCUGAAACUCUUAAAGCCUCUAAAACUCAAGCUUUCAGAACACAAGUCCCAGGUGGACCUCCUGAUCCCGUGGACUCCUCCAGAGAAGCUCAAGGAAACAAACGACGCAUUUUCUCAAGUUCAGAGUAAAAUAGCAUCAUUAGAAAUUAAAUCCAAGGACCAUGAGAAUUACCUGAACAUGAAGCAGCGUUUGGAGACGGUGAAGGAGGACAUCCAGCAGCAGGUUCUCCUGACCAGCGAUGACAGCAGGGAGUUGAUGGACCGCUACAGAAGGUGCCUCAGCCUCUUCCUCCAGUUUCCUCAAAUGAAAGGACUGUGUGAGGAGGCCCGCUCCAACCUUGACUUGAUCUCUGCAGACCUGUAUCCCUCACAGCUGGUUGCUGAGCAACAGACCAUUAGACAAACCGAGGAAGUCCUGGACGCCUUGGAGAUCACUCUCAGCAACAAUCUGGAUCUCAUUGAACUAGAUGCGCUCAAAGGACUGGACCUUGAAUCAGUGAGGACCUCCACUCAGUACUUCCUCUGGAGGAUCCUCAAAGAGCUUCAGGCCCCUCCUACGUUGGAGCCCAGCCAGGUGACGGUGGACAAGGAAUACUGGAGACUCCUGUCUCUGAAAAAGGCCGCAGAGCUGCAGAUGAGGGCGCUGCAGGUCCUGGAGCAAAAAGACGGUGGCGACCAGAGGAAGCAGGAACUGAUGGACUUAAAGAAUUCCGUCUUAAAAGAAUGGAACUCCAAAAUGGAGGAAGUUGUGAAAACCAGAGAGAGCUGGAGGAGCUACACCCUGACAGUGAAUAGAGCAGCUCAGUUCCUGCAUGACAUGGAGGUGUCUCUGCUGCCUCUGCACGGUUCUACCGGGCCGUGUUAUGAAUCCCAGGAGGAGACCCAGGAGGCUUUGACCUCCCUGCAGAAUCAGUUUCAGAGCCACAUUGAGAAGCUUCAGGAGCAGGAGGUGGUGCAGACCUGUCUGUCUCCACAGAAGCUGGAGCAGCUCCAGGAAACGAUCCUCAGCCAGCUUCUGGUUCGGAUGUCCACACUGCUGGCAAAAGGACACAUUAGACUGGAAAAUCUCUCCAGGUGUGCAGAGCAGUACAGCAGCUACAGAAGGUCAGAAGAUGAAACCAUGGAGCUUGUUUCCCAGGUAACAGAGAGACUCCUCCAGCAGAUGUACCAGAAGGUCACCUGUCUGUCUGACUGCACUGACCAGGUGGAAACACUCACAGCGCUGUGUGACGAGAUGGAGUCCAUCCUGAGGCGUCUGGAGAACAUGACAGAGUGGUGCUCAGAAACGAGCUGUCGAGGAGGCCGGGAAGCUAAGAUGGCCGCUGUCUGGAGAUGGAUGUCCAGAUUACAUAGCGGCAUGCAGAAGCUGACAGCUCGCAGUAAAGGACGAGUCACAGAGUGGAUGGACGUCACUAACAACGUGGAAAAAGCCUCAGCUGUGUUGGAGAAGGUGGAGGCAGAGCUUCCUUGUGCCUCUGAGAUGGAGGCCUCCACCGAGGAGCUCCAGGAGCUGCUGCAGUCCUGGGAACAGUUCCAGGAAAGGCUGGACUAUGAACACAGAGCCCUGUCUGCUCUGGAGCUGCGUGCAGCCAGGCUGCUGGGAGUCCCCGCCCACUUGGAGCAGGCUCCUCCCAUUCCCCUCUGUCAGCACCUUCAGCUGAUGCAGAGGCGAUACAGCAGGGCGGGGCAGAAGAGCAAAGAGGGUUUACUGGGUACCAGACGGGAGCUGGAGGAGAGGGAAAAGCUCAGAGAAGAUCUGCAGCUUCUCCGUGUUUGGCUGGACACUGCAGAGACUCGGCUGUCAGAGAUGGAAGAGGGCAGCGGCUCACAGCAGCUUCAGGAGUUGUAUAGAGAAAUGUCUGCCCACAAGGCCAUCCUACAGCACAUUACGGACAGUAUUAGGACAAAGUAUGCUCUGGUUCCCACUGAGAUUGACGGUCAACUGCAGGAAAUCACGAAGUCGCUGCAUCAAGUGGACACAAAGGUAGCAGAGGCUGUGGAGAGGAGUGGUCCUGUUCAAAGACUGGGGACCAAGCUGUCUGAUGUCCUGGCUGGCCUGACAUCCGUUCAGGACAGAAUGAAGGACAGGAGCCCCACUGUGGUUGAAGCAAAGGUGAAACAGAAGCGUGUUUGGGAUGAGCUGGAUGUUUGGCACUCCAGACUGGCAGCACUAGAAGUGGAGAUGCAGGAUUUGGAGACGCCACAGGAGAUGCUGGUCCUCACAGAGAAACUGGUGGAGGUCCAGCAGCUUCACUCCCAGGUAGCCAAACAGGCGGAGCAGAGGACAACUCUACUCAGCAAGAUACAGACGUGGCUUCGGGAGCACCAAGAAAUGAUCAACAGCUCAAAGACCUGGAUAAUUGAGGCUCAGUCGUGGCUUGCCGCUCCCUGCACCUACACCACGGCUAAAUGUCUCAGCAGCCAUGUUCACGCUCUGCAGAUUGUGCUGGGUGAUUCGUCCCAGAUCCGAUCCACGCUGCAGGGCUUCAGCUCCGUCCUGAAGGAGAUGUCCCAGGUCUGUGAUGUCACCGCUCUCCAGGACCAGCUGCUGGAAGCAGACCACCGAGUGGCUGAAGUUCAGGACAGCUUCACAGCUCCUCUGUCUCAGCUGGAGCACGCCGCCGCUGAGGUGGAGGCCAUAGAAGAUGAAGUACGGCGGAUGGAUGGCGAUGUUGCUGAGAUCAAGGUGCUGCUCUCAUCUCCAGAGACGUUUCCCAGCCCCAGGGAGGAUAACCUGAAAAUGAUCGAGCAGAGGAUCCAGUCAAUGAGAAGAACAGUAGCUGAGAUCCAGAAGUGCAAACCAGGCCUUUGUCUCCCUGAGAAGGCGGAGGAGACGCUGACUGUCUUCAGUGUGGUGGAGCAGCUCCAGACGCUGCUCCUGGACCUGGAGAAGAAGGUGCCGGCCCUGUUCCUCCAGCAGCCUCCCAGUCAGGCCAAAGAGACACAAAAACUCCACCCACCCACAUCUGAGAAGGAGGAGCAGGGCCAGAUUACAGUGGUUCAUUUUGAGGAGGACAUCCUGAGCAGAUCUGGAGGAACUCUGCAGACUGUGAAGCAGGCUUCUCCUGAAGAGAGACGGUCCAGGAGCCCCGACAGCAUUCCGCAGCAUCAUCAUGGUGAGCUCCCGGCUGAAGAAGCUGGCCGUGAGGAGCAGAGCGCGGCAGAUGAUGGAGGAGGUGUUUUUUGGUGGCUCUGGGAAUCUUUCCUGGGGUUCUCACCUGAGGUUGCUGCCUCUGAGGGGAGCGGAGCCAUGACUGAACGAGACGCUGAUCUAACUGCAGAGCCUGGAAAGGAUGUUGAAAUCUCCACUGGCUCCACAGAAGCAAGUUCAUCUGCAGCUUUGUCCAAACCUCUGGGUACAGUCCGGACCCAGUCAGUGUCUGAGAGCGUGGUCGACACAUCCUCCACCGUCAACAUCUCCAGGACAGACUCCAGGGCCCAGCAGAGAUGUGUGGAGGAGGAGGACAGAGCUCAGAAGAAGUGGGACGGCCUUCACAGUCGGCUGUUUGCUUUGGAGGAGAGCUGCCUGCUUCCUCCAUCUAAGCUCUUAAUCCUCUCAUGGGUCAGGCAGAAGAGGAGAGGAGCGAACAAGGAAGAGGAACGCUUUGAGCAGAGGACAGACUGGGAGUGGGACAGAGUCCCUAACACUUUGGUCUGCUGCUCUGUGUGUUAUGGUAUGCAGGAGAACAAGGACUCCCUGGAGGACUGGGCUGAGAGCCUGACAGAGUUGAGCACCAUGAAGACGGACCUGUGCCAGUACAUCAUCACUGAUGAUGUACUGCUACCGCAGGAGCAGGUGGAGGAUCUUCACUACCAUUGGGAGGAACUCUGCUUCAAGGUGUCUCUGCGCAAACAGGAGAUUGCUGACCGUCUCAAUGCGUGGAUCAUCUUCAAUGAGAAGAACAAAGAGCUGUGUGAGUGGCUCACCCACAUGGAGAACAAAGUGGCGAACAACGCUGACUUUAACAUUGAAGCAAUGGUGGAAAAGCUGAAGAAGGACUGCAUGGAGGAGAUCAACCUGUUUAGUGAGAAUAAAACCCAUCUGAAGCAGCUGGGAGAACAGCUCAUCACUGCAAGCAACAAGACCAAGGAGGCAGAGACCAACGUGAAGCUGAAGGAUGUCAGCGACCGUUGGCAGCAUCUGUUCGACCACAUAGAAGCCAGGGUGAGGAAAUUGAAGGAGACGUUGGUCACGGUUCAGAAGCUGGAUAAAAACAUGAGCAACCUGCAGACGUGGCUGUCCUGCAUUGAGGCAGAGCUGGCCAAGCCGGUGGUCUACAAGGAUUGCCACAGCGAGGAGAUCCACAGGAAGCUGGCUGAGCAGCAGGGUUUACAGCUCGACAUAGAGCAGCACACUGAGAGCGUGGCAUCGGUGCUGAAGCUGUGUGACAUCCUGCUCCAUGAUGCUGAUGCCUGUGGCGGGGAUUCAGAGAACGACUCCAUCCAGCAGACCGCUCACAACCUGGACCGCCGCUGGAGGAACAUCUGUGCCAUGUCCUUGGAGCGCAGGAUGAGGAUUGAGGAGACUUGGCGUCUCUGGUGUAGGUUCCUAGAUGAUUAUUCUCGUUUUGAAGGCUGGCUAAAGUCAGCUGAGCUCACGGCAGCCAACCCUGCUUCUUCUAAUGUCCUCUACACCUGUGCCAAAGAGGAGCUCAAGAAGUUUGAGGCAUUCCAGCGGCAGGUUCAUGAGCGGCUGACUCAACUGGAGCUGGUUAACAAACAGUACCACCGCCUGGCCCGGGAAAACCGCACUGAUGCUGCCUGCAAGCUGAAGCUCUUGGUUCAUGAUGGGAACCAGCGGUGGGACUCCCUUCAGAGACGGGUGGGGGCUGUGAUCCGCAGGCUGAAGCACUUUACUUCCCAGAGAGAAGAGUUUGAAGGAACCCGUGAAGGGAUACUGGUCUGGCUCACAGAGAUGGACCUCCAGCUCACCAAUGUGGAGCACUUCUCCCAGAGCGACAUCGAAGACAAGAUGAGGCAGCUGAGAGGCUUCAAGCAGGAGAUCACCCUCAACACCAACAAGAUCGAUGCCCUGAUAGUUUUUGGGGAGAAUCUGAUCCAGAAGAGCGCUUCUCUGGACGCUGUGCUGAUUGAGGACGAGCUGGAGGAGCUUCAUUCCUACUGCCAAGAGGUGUUUGGCCGGGUGGCUCGCUUCCAUCAGCGCCUGAUCAACAGAAGACCGGUUGUGGAUGAGGAGAUGUCAGACCAGGAAACUGACCUGGACCGGUCCUCCAGUGUGAGGAGGAAGAAGGAGGAGAGUGAACCUUCAGGUCUUGGCGGAGUCUCAGCUGGACGGCCGGCAACAUCCCACCUAUUGGUGCCUCCUCCAGAACGCUCAGGAAGAGAAACCCCAGUCAGCGUGGAUUCCCUUCCCCUGGAGUGGGACCACACCGUGGAUGUGGGAGGGUCAUCUUCCCACGACGAUGAAGAGGACGCCCUGUUCUUCAGUGUUCUGUCAGUGAAAUCCAUUACUGAGCAACCCAGCUGGCAUCAACCUGGCUCCCCGCAGAGGAACUGUGUCGCCAGAGACCUGAGCCGAGGUCUGUGCUCCACCCCGACUCACCGCAGCAGCUUUUUGUUUCAUCCAGGAGAACAUACUUCAAUCAUGUCAGACGGCGGUGGGAGCAUCAACACUGGGAGGAGAGUCAAGCUGAUCCUCAAUGACGACCAGGAAGUGGAGGUGGAAGGCCUGAACAGCAGCACAGCCAACAGGCAGAACAGCGCAGGUGUGAUGGAGCGCUGGGAGCUGCAGCUGACCCCGAACCUCACAGAUCAGGCAAACAUCGAGGAUAUCUUGGAGCAGUGGCACAAACUCAACUGUGAGCUCUGUGAUGUCACUUCCUGGCUAAGCAGGGUGCUGCCAGAGCUGGAGAGAUUGCAGCGCAUGGCCCCGCCCACCAGCAUGCAGGACCUGGAGGCCCAGAUCAGGAAGCUUAAAGAGAUGCAGAGGACCUUCAACAGCCACAAAUGUCUUAUGAUGUCUGUCAACCUGAGAAGCCAUCACUUCCUGCGGACAGACGGCACCGAGCUGCAGGAGCUGCAGGAGGCGCUGGGCUCAGCCAGUCACAGCUGGGCUCAGGCCUGCAGCGCCUUGGAGAACUGGCAGAGGAAGCUGUACCACGCUGUCCUGCAGUGUCAGGAGUUCCAUGAAGCUCUGGGGUCCCUGCUGCUCCUCCUCUCUGAGGCUGAGAAGAAACUGCAUGAUGUCAGCAUCUACAGGACACCGGCGCCCCUGAAGAGAGACAUGCUGAGGGCUCUACAGGAGGAGCUGCAAAGCAGACUUCAUCAGGUUUCAGCUUUGCAGGAGAUCUCCUCACUCCUCCUGGUGGAGGCCACCUCUGAGGAAGGUCUGGAGGCCAAGGAGAAGGUUAAUGUCAUUAGGAAUAAGCUUAAGCUGUUGCUGCAGAAGGUUGCUGCACACCUGGGUUCUCUGCAGGAAGUUCUGGACUGUUCCACUGGCUCUGCAGAUUUCAGGUUCCCUCUGCUGCUUCCUCAGGAGGCCGUUUCACGAGCAGCUCCCCCCUCAAAGGCUCCUCCUGUCAGAGAACAGAGAAGGGACGUCUUCUCCCGGCUCCUCCGUGCCGCCUUUUCCAUCCACCUGCUGUUCCUGGUUCUGCUGGUCCUGGUUCUGCUGGUUCUGGUGCCACUGUCUGACCAGGACCACAGCUGUAUGCUGUCCAACAACUUUGCUCGAUCCUUCCACCCGAUGCUGCACUACACCAACGGUCCUCCGCCCACCUGACGCUGCUGGGAUCUCCUGACCUGCUCUCCUGCAGGUUCUAGAGGUUCCCUCUGGAUGAACUUUGAAUUUAAAGCCAUAGUUAGGCCCGAGCAGCGAAGCGCUGCAAAGGCCUAUUGUAAUUCUGCUUGGUUUUUUAAAUCAGUAUUUAUUUUCAUGUCUGAAGCGAACGAACAAGAAGUAGAAAAAGAAGAAGAGCGGCCAUUUUCGCAGAAGGACAAACAAAAAUGGUCGUUUUGCGUUUG
Molecule: messenger RNA, 30630 nt
Organism: Cyprinodon tularosa
Lineage: Eukaryota; Metazoa; Chordata; Actinopteri; Cyprinodontiformes; Cyprinodontidae
Exons: 99
Coding region: 161-30388 (10075 amino acids)
Cellular component (GO): membrane
Molecular function (GO): protein binding
Source: RefSeq, a predicted model, not a curated record